This is a messenger RNA of Trypanosoma cruzi, 2265 nucleotides long. RefSeq names its product trans-sialidase, putative. Bases 1 to 2265 code for a protein of 754 amino acids. The transcript has a single exon. Gene Ontology annotation, cellular component: membrane; intracellular membrane-bounded organelle; cytoplasm. NCBI's taxonomy places the organism in Eukaryota, Euglenozoa, Kinetoplastea, Trypanosomatida, Trypanosomatidae. The record is from RefSeq and is a predicted model, not a curated record. Gene Ontology annotation, molecular function: exo-alpha-sialidase activity. Gene Ontology annotation, biological process: oligosaccharide catabolic process; ganglioside catabolic process.
AUGUCCCGGCGUGUGUUUACUUCCGCUGUGCUGCUCCUCCUCUUCGUUAUGAUGUGCUGCGGCCCCUGUGAUGCCGCAGACGUUGUGAAGAGUAAUUCGGGAUAUGCGCAAUUGCCUCAUACGGUCGAUCUAUUUGUGCCGCGGACGACGCAGGUGCUGCCGAAAGAGGAGACUGGCUCAAUUCGGAGGGAUUCAUUUGUUUCACCCUCUCUCGUCAGUGCUGGUGGAGUAAUUGCUGCUUUUGCCGAGGGUCGCGUGUAUCGCGAACAUCCCGUUGAACGUAAUAAAAUUAUUGAGCCCAUUUCUUCUGAUGUUGUUGCGGAGUACAUCGACUCCUCGUGGAAUUGGUCCACUCUUGUUGGCAAGGUGAGUGAAAGUACAUGGAAGACAAACACUGUGCUUGGUACAACAAAUGGAACGGAUGAUCGUGUGGAGAUUUUUUACCACCCCACAACCACCACGAAGGGCAAUAAGGUGUUUCUUCUUGCGGGAAGCCUUGGUGGGCUCAAGGAAAGUGAUGGGAGGAGGAAAUGGGACAACCUGGGUCUGAAACUGGUUGUGGGUGAUGUCACGAGGCCUACGAGCAGCGAGCCGACUGGAAGUAUCAAAUGGGACCAAAUCAGGUCUCUGUUGAACGAGAGUACUAUAGCUGCUCACGAAGGUAAAUUGAAAAAGUUUAUUGCCGCUGGUGGCUCAGGUGUUCUGAUGGAGGAUGGCAUCGUUGUGUUUCCACUGAUGGCGGAGAGCGGAAAUGGUGACUUUUGCUCCAUGAUCAUUUACUCGGCGGACAACGGCAGUACCUGGUCGCUUUCGAAGGGUGUUUCCCCUGCGAAAUGCCACAACCCCCGCAUCACCGAGUGGGAGGGAUCACUUCUCAUGAUUGUUGACUGCGAGGAUGAACAGAGGGUGUACGAGUCGCGUGACAUGGGGACAACGUGGACGGAGGCUGUCGGGACACUCCCAGGCGUGUGGGUCAAAUCAAGAUCAUUCUUUUGGGAUCUGAGCUUGCACGUGGAAGCCCUCAUCACCGCGACCAUUGAGGGCAGGAAGGUCAUGCUGUACAUUCAGAGAGGGAACUUCUCGGGGAAGAAUAAGGCCAAUCCGCUCUACCUUUGGGUCACGGACAACAACCGCUCGUUUUAUUUUGGACCGCUUGCCGUGGAGGAGGCUGCUGUGAGGUGGGAGUUCGCCAGCGGCCUGCUGUACUCGGAUGGCAAUUUGCAUCUUUUACAACAGAGGGGCAGUAGUGAACACAGUGUCAUUUCACUUUCCCACUUGGCGGAGGAACUGAGUACAAUCAAGUCUGUUCUGAAGACCUGGGCGCAAAAUGACGCCUUUUUCUCCAACUUGUCUAUACCCACGGCGGGUCUGGUGGCGGUAUUGUCCAACGCAUCGGCCAACAACGGCACGUGGAACGACGAUUACCUUUGCCUGAAUGCGACGGUGACGAACGCCACGAAGGUCGAGGAUGGAUUGAAAUUGACGGAGCCUGACUCCGGGGUAAUUUGGCCCGUGAGCAUUCCGGAUGAUAAUGUGCGUCAUGUAUCCUUGAACCGCAACUUCACACUUGUGGCGUCGGUGACCAUCGAAAAGACUCCGAGUGAGGACGCUCCUCUACUGGGUGCGAUUUUGGGGGACACUAAUUCCUCGCAUACCAUGGGAAUCUUGUACACCGCGGAUAGAAAGUGGAUGACGAUGUUCAAAUACGAAAAGACAACAAAAAGUGACGCUUGGGAGUCGGGGAAAGAAUACCAAGUGGCACUCAUGCUGCAAGGCAACAAGAGCUCUGUGUACAUUGAUGGCAAGUCGCUGGGGGAAGAGGAGACGAUGGUAACAGGUGAGACGCCACUUGAGCUCGCAGGCUUUUGCUUUGGCGCGUGCGGUAUGAAAAACUCUCCUGUGACUGUGAAGAACGUCUUUCUGUACAACCGCCCACUGAAUCCCACUGAGAUGACUGCAAUCAAGGACAGGAAACCCGUUCCAAAGAGAGCUCCGGAACCACAAGCGAGAGGUGUUUCUCAAACCAUCGCAUCUGCUGUGUCUGCUGUGUCUGGCCCAGAGAAAAAUGCAGCAGCUUCAACGGUGCCAAUGACAUUGAACCCCCAUGCAGUUGAAGAAGUGAGUGAGGGUGGAGCGGCAAGGAGGAAUACCUCUCGGACUGAGGAUGUGCAAUUUGUUGUGCCAGAGGUGAGCUUGAAUUCUGCUGGGAGCGGACUGCUGCCUCUUUUUCUGCUGUUGGGGCUCUGGGGGUUUGCGGCUCUGUGA